AUGGACGACCUUGUAGUUCCGAAGAAAGCAGCAAAGCAUCAGUUUCCAUAUGAAGAGCUUGUACUCAAGGAGAAUGAGGAAGCGUAUCCGAUGUGGGUGAAUUACGAUGGUCUUAUCAUACUUGAGACAUUUAGAGACUGCUCUAGACAGGCAAGCGACUUUCUUAUAGCAAUUGCAGAGCCUGUAAGCAGGCCUGUCAAGAUACAUGAGUUUCAGAUCACUGCGUAUUCGCUUUAUGCAGCAGUCAGUGUAGGGCUGACAACAGGAGACAUUAUAGAAACGCUUGAUAGGUUUUCAAAGAACUUUCUUCCAAGAUCGAUAAAGGUGUUUAUUACCGAAUGCACGCUGAGUUAUGGGAAGGUAAAACUUGUUAUGAAGGCAGGAAAGUUUUUUCUUGAAGCAAGUAGUGAGGAUGUAAGUAACAUGUUAUGCUUGGAUGCGGUGAUACAAUCGUAUGCAGAGAAUAUACAGAGUGAUGGAGUAGUUCGUAUAAAGACUGAGUGUGGGGAGCUUGUCAAGAAGAGAUGUAUAGAAAUAGAUUAUCCGUUGAUUGAGGAGUAUGACUUUAGGAACGACACAGUCCUAAAAAGCCUUAAAAUUGAUCUUAAGCCAAGCGCAGUGAUAAGGUCAUACCAAGAGAUAUGCCUGAAUAAGAUGUUUGGGAAUGGACGAGCCAGGUCUGGCAUUAUUGUUUUGCCAUGCGGGUCUGGAAAGACAAUAGUUGGGAUUACGGCGAUUAGUACAAUCAAGAAAAGCUGUUUAGUGUUAUGCACAUCAGCAGUGUCUGUUGAGCAAUGGAAGCAGCAGACACUGCAGUUUACGAAUGUUUUGCCUGAUAAUGUGGGAAGAUUUACAUCCGAUCACAAAGAAUGGCCUAAGGAUGAUUGUGGAAUAGUUGUGACGACAUAUACGAUGUUGGCAUAUACUGGAAAGAGAUCUUACGAAGCACAGAAGAUCAUGGAUCAGAUCAGAAGCACUGAGUGGGGCCUUCUUGUACUUGAUGAGGUGCAUGUUGUGCCUGCAAUGAUGUUCAGAAGGGUGCUGUCUAUAGUGUCUCAUCAUUGCAAGCUUGGACUUACAGCAACUCUUGUGAGAGAGGACGACAAGAUUGAGGACCUGAACUUUCUUAUUGGGCCAAAGCUUUAUGAGGCGGAUUGGCAAGAUUUGAGUGCCAAAGGGCAUAUAGCCAGGGUCUCAUGCGUAGAGGUGUGGUGUAGAAUGACUGGAGACUUUUACCGAGAGUACCUCUCUCAGCCAGCAAGGCGAAGAAGACUUCUUUCUAUUAUGAAUCCUACAAAAUUCCAGAUGUGUGAGUACUUGAUAGACAAACACGAGAGCAGAGGAGACAAAACAAUUGUAUUUUCUGAUAGUGUUUAUGCGCUGAAGGCAUAUGCAUUGAAGCUUGGUAAGCCGUUUAUAUAUGGACCGACGGGGCAAACAGAAAGGAUGAGGAUAUUGAAGCAAUUCCAAACGAAUCCAUUGAUCAACACGAUAUUUCUGAGUAAGGUUGGAGACACCUCGAUUGAUCUUCCCGAGGCAACGUGCCUGAUACAGAUAAGCAGCCACUUUGGUAGUCGUAGACAAGAGGCUCAGAGACUUGGAAGGAUAUUAAGAGCAAAGAGGAGGAAUGAUCCGGACUUCAAGGUGUAUUUCUACUCUCUUGUGAGUAAGGAUACGGACGAGAUGUUUUAUUCGAAUAAACGACAGCAGUUUUUGGUUGAUCAGGGAUACACAUUUAGUAUUAUUACAGAGAUACCUGAAGUAUAUGAGAAUGAAGGAUGUGUGUAUAAGACACGAGGGCAGCAGAAGGAGCUGUUGGCAAGUGUUCUGCUUGCAUCUGAAAGAGAGCUUGAGAGCGAAGAGAGUGGCGAAGAGGAAGCAAUAUACAAUGUAUCGAAGUUGAAGAGCCUGAGUGGAGCAGACGACAUGGCAUACAUAGAGAUGACGCCUCAGCGCCAUGUUGAUGGAAAGACAAAGCGAAGCAGGAAGUAG
Messenger RNA from Ordospora colligata OC4, 1992 nucleotides. Its product is annotated as Rad25-like DNA repair helicase. NCBI's taxonomy places the organism in Eukaryota, Fungi, Microsporidia, Ordosporidae. The record is from RefSeq and is a predicted model, not a curated record. Gene Ontology annotation, cellular component: nucleotide-excision repair factor 3 complex; transcription factor TFIIH holo complex; transcription preinitiation complex. The coding region runs from base 1 to 1992 and encodes 663 amino acids. The transcript has a single exon. Gene Ontology annotation, biological process: transcription initiation at RNA polymerase II promoter; nucleotide-excision repair. Gene Ontology annotation, molecular function: hydrolase activity; DNA binding; 3'-5' DNA helicase activity.